CGCGCGAUCCCUAAUGCCCCAAUGGAUAUGCUACAACCGAGGUCGAGUGCCCGAAUCCCCGGCCCAGUGUCCGCAGUGCCGCGACUCUGUCACCGAGCGAGCUCAAUUGGCCCAAGUUGCGCCGACAGAAGACACUCGCAGCGAUGAAGGACUUCUUCGGCGAUGUGCACGUGAAGGAUUUCGAUGCCGUAUCCUAUCUCGAACGGGUGGCCAGCCCACCCAACGUCGAUAUCGCCGUGUCCGGUGGAGGGUAUCGUGCCUUGAUGAACGGAGCCGGAGCCCUCAAGGCCUUUGAUAGCCGCACCGUGAAUGCCCCUGUCUGGUCUGAGUGGUGGCGGGUGACUGUUGGGCUCCCUCUACCUCAACUAUUUUACCUCCAUUUCGUCGCUGCAAACGGACAACUUGGGGAGUCCCUGGGAGUCUCUGAAUUCUAUUCUCGAAGGUCCCGACGAUGGAGGAGCACUCUUGUCCUAUGCCAGAAAGUACUAUGGAGAGCUUGUGACGGCCAUGGCACAGAAUAGUGAUGCGGGCUAUCCGACCACCAUCACGGAGUUCUGGUAAGCAGGCAGAUUCUGCUCCCUUGCCACAGGUUAGUGGUGCUUGCGGGGCUUCUGGGGCAGGUUGGGCUGUUUUGAUUUUUGGGGGUGGGGAGCUGGUAGGUGGGGUGUUUGCGUGUUCAUAGGAUAAUUGGUAAGACUUGGGUAGUCUGGGUGUAAAGGAUGAUAGAAAACACUCUAUGAGUGAAGAAAAGACAUCUUGAUAUCUCAAAGUGUGAGGCCAGAUUGAUAAGUUCAAAUUGACUCCAAAAGCGCCUAUGGAUCAAAGUAUCUCACCGCUCAGCCAGAUGGUUUGUCAGACAUCGCUCCAGGCAAUGGUUCGCUCCCAUAUUAUUCAGAUGUCAC
Aspergillus fijiensis CBS 313.89 is the source of this 902-nucleotide messenger RNA. RefSeq lists its product as uncharacterized. Bases 144 to 521 code for a protein of 125 amino acids. Gene Ontology annotation, biological process: phospholipid catabolic process. The transcript has 3 exons. Gene Ontology annotation, molecular function: glycerophospholipase activity. NCBI's taxonomy places the organism in Eukaryota, Fungi, Ascomycota, Eurotiomycetes, Eurotiales, Aspergillaceae. The record is from RefSeq and is a predicted model, not a curated record.